AUGAUAUCGCUAGCACCGGAUCUUCCGUUGCCAGAUUACAGACUUGGCGAACGGGGUGAGAUGUACCCCUACUAUUUCAUUGACACAAUAGAGCCUGGUCAAAAUGUGCGGGUCUACCUCCUGGAUACCGGUCUCAACAUGCAGCAUCCGGAAUUCAGUGUUCGACCCAAGCCAGGCAUCACACGUGGGCAAACUCAGGACGAUUGGGACAUAGACUGGCUUUUUCCUAGAGUAGAUAACAAAGAGAAAUUUUUUGUCACGAUUCCCGGCGGCAUGAUUAUCCAGCAGCCCUUAUUCAGACUUCGAUUAAGACAGGUCGAGUAUGGUAGUUUGACACCCCAUGGGACUCGCAUGUCUGGCUUCAUAAUAGGAGAUCAUCUUGGUCAGGCGCAAAAGUGUCGUUAUACGGUCGUCAAGUUGCCACAAUAUACCAACGGCCCUCGCUCCGCAAGUGGCGUAUUGUUUCCCCUUUUCUCGGUCAAAGACGCGAUUGCUAUGAUGACCGAGGAUAUAGAGGAGAAAAAGCGACUAGGAGAAGAAUACUUUGUGAUCUCCUCUGCCAUGGGAUAUCCGUUUGGCGAUCAAGGCGAUGUAAGCCAACAUCCAAAGAGUGCUGAGAAAAAGUUCUCAAAGCUGUGGAGAAAUUUUCUAGACUGGGUUGAUGACAACGCAAUUACUAUCAGCGCCGCUGCGGGGAAUACAGGCGAUGAGAAUCCAGAGAUUGGGAACAGCCGUCAUAUAGGAGACAAUAUUUUGACAGCCUACGCACCAGGUGCAGGUGCUCGGAUCGUGUCAAGUGAUCCAAGUGGGGCUUACAUUUACCGAUACCUUGACCCUACUCUGAGCGCCGUGACAUCCGUGCGGAAUCACAUUGGCUAUAUCGCCCAAACGCUCGCCUUGGGAUACAGCGGCAAUGCAGUCAUUCCUCCCAAUCCGGGCGAGCAACCAAGUAUAUACGCCCACAGAAUGGUCUCAACUCAGUCGAAGCCAAGAUGUGCCGGCAGUGUGCCCAUCAUCUACAACAACGCACCGCUGGAGCUUUAUCAGGACUGCGGGGGUCUUGCCUUGCCCGCCUCAAUCGCGGCAGCUAUCAUGGCCGGAGAUGGAGGCCGGUUUGGGGGAACCGCCGCUGGAAUGUCCCCAACACCCGCAGCAGCUAUCGGAGGGAUCAUAGGAGGGGUUUCAGUAGCGGCAGCCCAUGCCUCGUCAACGCUUAUCGCUUCGCCUUCGACAACCGCUACAACGACAGUGUCAUGCUCCCACGCCGCAAUCCCCGCAAUACAUGUGCAGCCAUCGCCAGUGGUCCUGGCUGGUGUGUGUGCGGAGAGAGCCCCAGGUCGUACGCCGUACGAACUAGUACUGAUCUCGCGUGUGGUUGGACCACUCUACCACCAACGACAUCGUCCGACUACUCUGCUGCCACGACCACGUCUACACCCACAACGCCACCAGCCACAGCAAAUCCAGCUCCUUCGACACCACCACCUUCAUCUCGGUAUCGCCAUCGAGCUGCAACUUUACUCCGUCCCCAGCGGCGCAGAAGUCGCCACAUGGUUUGCCUACGUUUACAAACCGGGAGACGCGAGCCUAGACAAUGCCUGCAACAGCAAUCCGAGCGGGACAGCUCCCGUGCCCGAUGGGACACCUCUGUCCGAGGAGACGAGUCUUUACCCGGCUGACAUGACGAUAUCGGCAUACGGCCGGAAGCUGAGAUAUGAGUCCUUCUUUACCAGUGCGGUUGGAGAGCUGUGGGAUACUGAUACAGAUGAGGUACUUGGCGAUUGCAGUGCUGUGGCGGACGCGAAGAGUGUGGAGUGUGACUCGCAACUUAAUGACCAACCCCGCUCGUGCGAUCCUGAAAAAUCCCUCACCGCCGGCUGUGGCGCAUGGAUGGGGGUGAGAUUCAGACUCUCCUAUCCGUCCCAUCUGAACGAAAUCCUCCGAAAAGACGCCCAUAUUCGAUACCGCACAGCCAGACAUGGAGCUCUCCAUCUCGAAUCUCGCACAACAUUUCGUCUGCUUCAUCUCUCCAACGUUGGAAGGAAAGUGAAAGUGCCAACAGCGCUGCAAAAACCCGCCGAGGGCGCAGCGCCCGAAUAUGUAUGUAUGUAUGUCAUUCAAGGCAUUCUUCGCUCGCCCGAGGAAGCGGGACUUGUAGCCAAUGACUCGGCCAACACAUUGCCCAUCUUCAAAGGCCAAACCAAGGGAAUUGGCAAAACGAGACUCGUCUCUUCGCGAUCUUCAAAACACGCCUCACACCUGUACGUAACCGAGAAAGCAGCGGCUUCGUGGUGGACCGUGCCUAACGUCUCGGCUCUCCCGAACGCAUUCGUAUAUCGUAGUGGUUGA
Messenger RNA from Letharia columbiana, 2349 nucleotides. RefSeq lists its product as uncharacterized. Bases 1 to 2349 code for a protein of 782 amino acids. Lineage: Eukaryota; Fungi; Ascomycota; Lecanoromycetes; Lecanorales; Parmeliaceae. Gene Ontology annotation, molecular function: serine-type endopeptidase activity. Gene Ontology annotation, biological process: proteolysis. The transcript has 6 exons. The record is from RefSeq and is a predicted model, not a curated record.